UUGAGAUGCGUGGUGAGAGCGAUGCCACCGUGGAACUGGACGGGAAUGGUUACGAUCAGCAGCAGCAGAAUCAUCAUCAUCAUCAGCAGCAGCAGCAGAAUCAUCAUCAUCAACAACAUCAGCAAUCGCCGGCCAGUACACCGAGGGUUCUGAACAGCUUCGUGGCGGAGGUGCCCAGCGACCCGAAGCGGCGUCCCUACUUCAGCGACGGCAGGCGGCGCGUGGACUUCGUGCUCGCCUACAACUACAAGAAGCGUGGCGGCCUGGGCCCCAACAACAACGACGAUGGCGGCGGCGGUGGCGGCGGCGGCGGCGAGGGCCUCCCCGCGGGCGGCCGCAGGGACGCGAGGCCCCGCCGGCUGCCCGGGGGUGCCGCCGGCGCCGCCGCUUCCCGGGAGGAGGAGGCGGCGACGGCGGAGGAGGUGAACGAGGAGGCGAAGCAGAGGAGGAGGGAAGAGUUCGAGAAGAAUUUGAUGGACACGGGCCUGGAGGUGGAGAAGGACGAUGAGGUAGAGGCCCCCACCUGUGCCAGGGAGUUGCUCAUGCGAUUGCACGCUAAGUCUAUCCUAAUGCGCCUACCACGGAUGGACCAAGACCCGGCGAAGACCCAUGGACAGGCGUUUGUGCGGAUCCACGCGCCCUGGAACGUGCUGGCGCGAGAAGCGGAAUUCCUCAAGAUCAAAAUGCCCACCAAGAAGGUGUACGAGAUCAAGCCGGCGUCAGGCGUGCUGCACAAGGCAGCGGCCGUGUGGCACAAGGUGACACGCGGCCUGCUGCCCCGCGUGCCCGAGACGCAGAGCAGCCUCGUCAAGCACCUCUCCUUCCCCUUCUCCCGCGAGAAGCAACACAUGUUCAACAUCACAGACAAGGACACGUUCUUCAACAGCGCCACUCGCAGUCGCAUCGUGCACGAGAUUCUCAAGAGGACCACGUGCAACAAGGCCAAGUACAGCAUGGGCGUCAACAGCCUGCUGGCGAAUGACGUGUACGACGCUGCCUACCCCCUGCACGACGGCGAUGAACACGACGACGAAGGCCUGGAGUCCAACGAUCGUAAGCUGCUGCACAGUGAAUGGGCGAGCUACGGAGUCUUCUACAAGUACCAGCCCAUCGAGCUCAUCAGGAAGUACUUUGGGGAGAAGAUUGGGCUGUACUUUGCGUGGCUCGGGGUCUACACGGAGCUGCUCAUCCCGGCGUCGCUCAUCGGCGUCAUCGUCUUCCUGUACGGGUGCGCCACCAUCGACGAGAACAUUCCCAGCAUGGAGAUGUGUGACGACCGCAAUAAUUUCACGAUGUGCCCCCUGUGCGACCGUGCCUGCAACUACUGGCGCCUGAGCACCGUGUGUGGCACUGCACGAGCCAGCCACCUCUUCGACAACCCCGCCACUGUCUUCUAUGCCAUCUUCAUGGCGCUGUGGGCCACCACCUUUCUGGAGCAUUGGAAGAGGCGACAGAUGAGGCUGGACUACAGCUGGGACCUCACAGGGCUGGAGGACGAGGAGGAGUUGGUCAAGGACCACCCUCGCCCCGAGUACGAAGCCAAACUCCUCGACAAGAAAAUGCAAAGCGACUUCAACAAGCGACAGGAGCAGAGGGCCCUGGACCAGCCGAGCGUCGUGGCUAAUCUGUGGAAGGCUAGGGUGCAGUCGGCCCUGGCCGGGGGAAUCCUGGACGAGGAGCUGAAGCUGACGUGGAGAGAUCGACUUCCCAGCUACGCCAUCAACUUCUCCUCUAUCCUCUUCAUGAUCGGGCUGACGUUUGCGAUCGUGUUUGCGCUCAUUGUGUACCGCAUCUCGGUGUCGGCGGCGCUGGCCGUGAGCACAAACGCGUACCAGCGCGCCAACAACCGCGUCAUCGUCACCUCGACCGCCGUCGUCAUCAACCUCAUCAUCAUCCUCAUCCUGGACGAGAUCUAUGGCUCCGUGGCACGCUGGCUCACGCAGAUCGAGGUGCCCAAGACUGACAAGGAGUUUGAGGAGCGAUUGAUCUUCAAAUCGUUUCUGCUCAAGUUCGUCAACUCGUACACCACCAUCUUCUACGUCGCCUUCUUCAAGGGGCGGUUUGUGGGGAGACCAGGAAACUACGUGUACGUCUUCCCCGGUCAUCGCAUGGAGGAGUGUGCCCCGGGCGGCUGUCUCAUGGAGCUCUGCAUCCAGCUCAGCAUCAUCAUGCUCGGCAAGCAGCUCAUCCAGAACAACCUCUUUGAGAUCGGCAUCCCGAGGAUGAAGAAGCUGCUGCGAAGCCUACGCAAGAAGGAGGUGCUGCACCUGCACCACCACCACCACGGCGGCGGCGACGGCGACUCCGAGGGGCUCCCCAAGCGCCGCUGGGACCUGGACCACGAACUGGACCCCUACGCCGGCCUCACCCCCGAGUACAUGGAGAUGAUCAUCCAGUUUGGCUUCGUGACGCUGUUCGUGGCGUCCUUCCCACUGGCGCCGCUCUUUGCGCUGCUCAACAACGUCAUCGAGAUCCGCCUGGACGCCAAGAAGUUCGUCUCCGAGCUGCGGAGACCCACGGCCGUGCGCGCCAAGGACAUCGGAAUCUGGUUCAACAUCCUCUCCGGCAUCGGGAAACUCAGCGUCAUCACAAACGCGUUUGUGAUCUCGACCACGUCGGACUUCAUCCCGCGGCUCGUCUACCUGUACAUGUACAGCGCGGACGGCACCAUGCGGGGCUUUGUGGACCACACGCUGUCGCAUUUCAACGUCAGCGACUUCGCCGAGGGCACCGGCCCGGCCGGCGACGUCGGCACGGGGGGCGACGCGGAGGUCCUCUCCUGCAGGUACAAGGACUACCGCGACCCGCCGGGCUCGGAGCGGCCGUACGACACCAACAAGCAGUACUGGGCCGUCAUGGCCGCCCGCCUCGCCUUCGUCAUCAUCUUCCAGAACCUCGUCAUGUUCCUGAGCAAUGUCCUCGACUGGCUCAUCCCCGACAUCCCCAAGGACAUCGCGGACUGCCUGAAGAAGGAGCGAACUCUCAUCGUCGCCACCUUCCUCAAGGAGGAGCAGGAGAAGAUGCAGCUCCUGGGAAACCUGGGCCAGAACAAGGAUGGACGCGAGCGACGAGGUGGUGGAGGUGGAGGAGGAGGCGGAGGAGGAGGCGGAGGCGGAGGAGGUGGCGACCCGCUCGAAUCGUCCCAGCGGGAACUGGGGGACUCGUCGUGGGAGGGAGCGGAGAGGGCCAGCAACCAGCAGCACAACGGCAGCAGCGUGGGGGCCGGGCGCGAGCGGGCGGAGAGCCCCGCCGGGGGGAGGGACGGGGGGGGGCUCGAGCCGGCGGAGGGGGGGGUGGGGGUCGACGAGCGGGGGGGGCACCGCCCCAGCAACGCCUCCUGCAGCGCGCAGCACACCGUUGUGUAGGGGCACGCACGGGCACACGGGCACGCACGGACACGCGGACACGGGCACACGAGUGGGCACGGGCACACGAGUGGG
This is a messenger RNA of Petromyzon marinus (sea lamprey), 3440 nucleotides long. NCBI's taxonomy places the organism in Eukaryota, Metazoa, Chordata, Hyperoartia, Petromyzontiformes, Petromyzontidae. The record is from RefSeq and is a predicted model, not a curated record.